CCCCCUUUCUAGUCAACCUGUGCACGUCCUUGCCAAUAUGUAUCUCUGUACAGUAUAUUAUGCAUGCUGCAUUUCCACUAUAUAUCUUGAAGUGGCUUUUGAUCUAUGCUUCCUAGUUAACAUGUAAAGUCUAACUGUAAAGUAAACUGACAUUGAGGUCUCUGAUGUUUAACCCCGGGUCGAGCUCUGAUGCAAAACAAAUUGUGAACACAGCAGAUUCUCUGGAGCAGGUGGAGAGCAGUAAAGACGAUAGUGGACGAGAAACAGCAAUCGAAAAGGACCCCAGGAUACGAACUUCGACACCAUGAGCAGUAGUACUCCUCUCCAAGUCUUCGCUAUUUUACUAGCUGCCGCGGGGAUGACUUGUACCCUUGUGUCCACUGUGUCCCUCAGAUGGAGAACGUCCAGUAGCAGCGGUACUCUCAUUACCUCAACCUCCAUAUUUGAAGGGCUAUGGAUGCAAUGUGUGGGCACCGCUGUGGGCUCGGUGCAAUGCAAGAGGUUCGCGUCGCUUUUCAGCCUGCCAACUCAUAUCCAAGGAGGCCGUGCCCUGAUGAUAAUCUCGCUCAUCCUGGGUCUCUUUGCUUGUAUCAUCUCCAUAUUUGGACUGAAGUGCACAAAAUAUGGAAAAAAUGAUGAAUACGCCAAAGGGAAGAUAGCUCUUUCUGGAGGACUGGUCUUCAUUUUAGCAGGAAUCUGUUGUCUGGUGCCGGUUUCCUGGUAUGCAGCCAUCACCACUCAGCAGUUUUUUGAUUCCAGAUAUACUUCAACAAAGUUUGAAUUUGGUUCUGCGCUCUAUAUAGGAUGGGCUGGAUCUCUACUGGACAUUCUUGGUGGUUCUUUACUUUGCUGUUCCUUCAAGAAAAAGAAAAAAACAGCUAAAAAAGGAGCCAAUGCAUACAUCUACAACAAGCCACCUGAAAGCGAUUUCACGCAGUUCAAGGAGAUGCGAGAACCUCCCUCAAAUUCUAGAGCCUAUGUCUAGCCCAUGUUGAGGAGCACAUGAAGAAGUCACAUUUAAAUAUUUUGUACUGAGCCUUUUUCUAAUUAAUAUGUAGAUCUAUGUUUUUUAAGUGCACAUCAUUACAUACAAGGGUACGUUUCUAUACACUAAAGAGAGAAAUAAGAACACAUUUAGAAGAUAUAUCAGUAUGUGUUAGCAUUUUGUUUUGUACACAUUGAAUGUUUCUGUAUUUACAUGACAUUGUGCAUAUUGAGAACCAGUAAAAGUCAUAA
Molecule: messenger RNA, 1236 nt
Organism: Hyla sarda
Lineage: Eukaryota; Metazoa; Chordata; Amphibia; Anura; Hylidae
Product: claudin-19-like
Exons: 6
Coding region: 305-985 (226 amino acids)
Biological process (GO): bicellular tight junction assembly; cell adhesion
Cellular component (GO): bicellular tight junction; plasma membrane
Molecular function (GO): structural molecule activity
Source: RefSeq, a predicted model, not a curated record